Helianthus annuus (common sunflower) is the source of this 733-nucleotide messenger RNA. RefSeq names its product ORM1-like protein 3. The transcript has 3 exons. Lineage: Eukaryota; Viridiplantae; Streptophyta; Magnoliopsida; Asterales; Asteraceae. Bases 124 to 597 code for a protein of 157 amino acids. Gene Ontology annotation, biological process: negative regulation of ceramide biosynthetic process; ceramide metabolic process; intracellular sphingolipid homeostasis. The record is from RefSeq and is a predicted model, not a curated record. Gene Ontology annotation, cellular component: endoplasmic reticulum membrane.
CAUCCACCCUUGAUCGUCAACGAGCAAUAAUCAAAUCCAUCACGCCCGAUACACACAAAAACCAGACCAUCGUCCCCAACUUCACAGAUCAUUCAUCCAUUCUCACUGCACAUACACGUACACAUGGCCAAUUUGUAUGUGCAAGCCGAGUCACCAACGGAUCUGAACAAAAACACCGAGUGGUUCACCUACCCCGGCGUCUGGACCACCUACAUACUCAUCCUCUUCUUCUCUUGGCUCGUUGUUCUCUCCGUUUUCGGCUGUUCUCCUGGCAUGGCUUGGACCAUCGUCAAUCUCUCUCACGCUCUGCUGACAUACCAGUUCUUCCACUGGAAAAAGGGCACACCUUUUGCUGAUGAUCAGGGUAUCUACAACAGGUUGACGUGGUGGGAGCAGAUCGAUAGCGGCAAACAGCUCACUCGCAACAGGAAGUUUCUCACUCUCGUCCCCGUGGUCUUGUACUUGAUAGCAUCUCACACGACAGACUACCAGAACCCGAUGCUGUUUUUCAACACAGUUGCAGUUUUUGUGCUAGUUGUUGCCAAGUUUCCAAACAUGCAUAAGGUUCGAAUAUUUGGUAUCAAUGCUGAAGAGUGAAGCUUUUUCUGUUCAAUUGCUUUGCUUCACACGUUUCUGUAAUUCUAACAUCUUUUAUUUGGAACCGGACAACUGGUAUAUUAAUUUUAUUUUAUUUUAUUUUUUCUUGCUGGGCUAUAUUAAUUUUCCUUUUUUU